AUGCUUUCUUCUCACGUUUUAUUGGCUUCAUUCUCUUCUUUCUUUGCCUCCUGUCCCGUCUUCUUCUUCCUUUGCCUCCUCCACUUCUUCUUCUUCUUCUUCUUCUUCUUCUUCUUCUUCUUCUUCUUCUUCUUUUUUAAUCGCUUUCUUUUUCUUCAUUUGCGUCCUGCACUGCUUCUUCUUCUUCUUUUUCUUCUUCUUCUUCUUGUCUUACUCAUCGCUUUUUAUUCUCUUUCUAUCAUAUCCCCUUUUUCGGUUAUCCUUUUUUCUAAUUCUGCUAAUAAUAUUUAUCUUCCUCUUACUACUCCUAUUCCUCCUCCUCCUACUUCUUCUGCUUAUCUUUCUUCUUUUAUUUUCUUUCGAAAUUCUUUUUCUUCUUCAUUUUCAUCUUCUUCUUUUACCUCACUUGUUUCUCCGCUUUUUCUUCUUCUCUUCCUCGUCACCCACACCCUUUUCUUUUUUUUUCGUUGUUGUAGUUGUUGUUCCUCCGCGUAUUCUUUACAAUUCGAUUUAUUUUUUAAUCGGCUUCUUUUUCUUUCUUUGCGUCCUGCACUUCUUCUUCUUCUUCUUCUUCUUCUUCUUCUUCUUCUUCUUCUUCUUCUUCUUCUUCUCGCUCCGCCUUAUCCUUCUUUAUCCUUUUCUUCUUCCUUCACCUCCUUUUUCUUCCUUUGCCUUCUGCCCUUUCUUCUUCUUCUUCUUCUUCUUUUUUUCUUCUUCUUGCUCCACCUUUUCCUUUUUCUUCUUCCCGCUCCACUUUUUUCCUUUUUCUUCUUUUUUCGCCUCUUUUUUCUUCCUUUGCCUCUUGCCUCUCUUCCUACUUCUUAUUCUUCUGCUUCUUCAUCGUAUUCUUCUAUUCCUUUAUAG
Messenger RNA from Acanthosepion pharaonis, 864 nucleotides. Lineage: Eukaryota; Metazoa; Mollusca; Cephalopoda; Sepiida; Sepiidae. The record is from the annotation of a GenBank genome assembly.